AGUUCUUCUUUUGUCAUCCGUUGGAACAGUUGUGUGUUUUUGUUUGUAACUUUUCUGAAUACGGAUUGAGUCUCGCGUGAAGCUGAAGAAAAUGUACUUAUUUGAAAUUCUCUGGUUAUUGAAGUAUAUUUAUCUGCGCCUUCAGUCGUGGGUUUUGCCAAAGAUCAAGUACAAUCCGAAAGCACAUGACCCCGAAUCGGCACGAAUCGAUGGCGGUGGCCGUUGCUACCCGAACUGCGCUUCGGAUGUAUGGUUGCGUUCGUGUGAGCAGGAAAUUGUCGAGCCCAUUGAAGGACAUGUUAGUGGACACAUACCCACUUGGUUGAAUGGUAGCUUGUUACGAAAUGGUCCAGGUAAUUGGAAAGUGGGCGAAAUGAUGUUUCAGCAUUUAUUCGAUUGUUCGGCUUUGGUGCAUCGGUUUGCUAUAAAAAAUGGUCGUGUGACAUAUCAAAAUCGUUUCGUUGAGACGGAGACAUUGAAGAAAAAUCGCACGGCACAACGCAUAGUAGUAACGGAAUUCGGUACGGCAUCCGUGCCGGAUCCAUGUCAUUCGAUAUUUGAUAGAGUCUCUGCGAUAUUUCGACCCGACAGCGGUUCGGAUAACUCAAUGAUAUCGAUUUACCCCUUCGGUGAUGAGUACUAUACGUUUGCGGAGACCCCGAUGAUGCACAGAAUCAACCCUCGUACAUUGGCUACAGAGGGACGCAUUUGUGUUACCGAUUUCGUGGGCAUAGUCAAUCACACUUCACAUCCUCAUGUUUUGUCAAAUGGCACGGUGUACAAUCUCGGUACCGCUGCCACCAAAUCAGGACCCGUCUAUAAUGUUAUCUGCUUUCCACAUGGCGAGCAAAUGUUUGAAGAUGCCUACAUUGUUGGCUCCGUUUCGUGCCGUUGGAAGCUACACCCCGGCUAUAUGCACACAUUCGGCGUCACUGAACGUUUCUUUGUUAUUGUAGAACAGCCACUCUCCGUUUCGUUGACUGAAUUUGUGAAAGCCAGUUUGUCUAAUCAACAGCUUGCAUCAUGUCUCAAAUGGUUCGAGGAUAAACCAACACUUUUCCAUCUGAUGGAUCGUGAGACCGGUAAAGUGCGGUACACAUUCCAAUCUGAGGCGUUCUUCUAUCUGCAUAUCAUCAACCAGUACGAGGAGGACAAUCAUGUGGUUAUCGAUAUUUGUUGUUAUAAGGAUCCCGAAAUGAUUAAUUGCAUGUAUCUCGAGUCCAUCAUGAAUAUGCAAUCGAAUCCGAACUAUGCGUCACAUUUUCGUGGUCGACCAUUACGCUUCGUCUUGCCUUUGGGCGUUGAAAAUGCAGAUGCGGUGACCUUCAAGGACCAUCCUAUCACUCAGCGUCGUGUGGUGAAAUCCUUCACAAUGUCCGGCAUAAGUACGCGUUUACAGCCGACGAAAAUGAAACAUUCAGAGUCGAAUUAUGAAAACAUAACAAAUAUGGCUAUAAACAAAUUACAGGAAGAGGAGAUGUUGGAAUAUUGCAAGGGUACCGAAGAAAGCGAUGAAGCGAACGAGAAGUUGGAUGGUGAGACUAUGGUGAAUUUGGUAACGCUGGAGGGUAGUAAAGCGCAGGCUUUUCAAUUGAGCAAUCGCAGUAUUUUGGUGAGACCAGAGUUGCUUUGCGAUUGGGGCUGUGAGACGCCGCGUUUCAAUUACGACAAAUGUUUGGGCAAAAAAUAUCGUUAUUUCUACGCGAUCAGUUCAGACGUAGAUGCAGAGAAUCCGGGCACUCUCGUGAAAGUCGAUGUUGUAACGAGAUCAAUACAAAAAUGGUGCGAAGCGAAUUGCUAUCCCAGCGAACCGAUCUUCGUAGCCUCACUCGAACCUGAGACCGAAGAUGAUGGUAUAGUGUUGGCUUCUAUGGUUUGGGGUGGCUUAAAUGAGAACCGAGUUGGAUUGUUGGUGUUGUGCGCCAAAACCUGGACGGAAUUGGGGCGUUGCGAUUUUCAUACAAAUGGACCAGUGCCAAAGUGUCUGCACGGUUGGUUUGCACCCAAUGUUGUUUGAGCAGGGGAAUAAUUAUGGAUUUAAAAUAAAAUUACAGUGCUUUGUAAAAGCACCAAGAA
Molecule: messenger RNA, 2076 nt
Organism: Ceratitis capitata (Mediterranean fruit fly)
Lineage: Eukaryota; Metazoa; Arthropoda; Insecta; Diptera; Tephritidae
Gene: ninaB
Product: carotenoid isomerooxygenase
Exons: 7
Coding region: 92-2017 (641 amino acids)
Biological process (GO): carotene catabolic process; retinal metabolic process
Molecular function (GO): beta-carotene 15,15'-dioxygenase activity; carotenoid dioxygenase activity
Source: RefSeq, a predicted model, not a curated record